CGUCAACAUACGUUAUUUGGUAGCGUUUGGUCUUCCUUGCGUCGACAUGGUGAUUCACAUCUGCAAAAGACUCACGUAAAUGGUAAUAUUGGUGGCGGACCAGGUGAUAUGCAAAUGAGAUCCGAUGAUUUAAAUUUAGAAGGCGAUUACAUCUAUGAUUCCGUGCAUUGUAGUGUGGCUGACGGCAUUAAUCAUUUAACCAGAAACUUAAUGCAGACAAGAGUUAAUCAAAAGUUGACAAUUGCCAUUAACGGCGUAAACAAUUUGAAUAACAACAUGAGCGAUAUAAAGGCUAAUGAAGAGUUGCGUUCUUAUAGCGAGGCAAUUUCUAUGAGACCUCUAAUGAUGAAAAGUGGUGCUGGAAGUGUUAGUGGUUUGAGCCCAACAUCGAUGUUAGAAUCUAACGAAGGUUGUCUCGGAUUUUUGCUCAUAUCUCCGUCAUUUA
Molecule: messenger RNA, 445 nt
Organism: Lucilia cuprina (Australian sheep blowfly)
Lineage: Eukaryota; Metazoa; Arthropoda; Insecta; Diptera; Calliphoridae
Product: voltage-dependent calcium channel type D subunit alpha-1-like
Exons: 2
Source: RefSeq, a predicted model, not a curated record